AUGCCUCUACCCGUCAGGCCAUCGGCGAUGGCCUACACCUGCGCGCGCUGCUUGGUUCUAUCCCAUGCUAGGCGCGCCUUCUCCGGCUCUUCCAUCGCACGAGUCACACCGAGGCGCACCCAAGACUUCAACUCUGGCUUUACGAGUAGCUACGAUCCGACCGCCGACACCGGGCGCGGGCCCAUGUUUAAUAAGAACAGCUUCGGCGUUCCGCAGUUCUAUCCCCGAGAUCUGAAGAAGCGAGUCGACGAUUACGUCGUCGGUCAGGACCGAGCGAAGAAGACGAUAUGCUCUACCAUCUUCAAUCACUACCAAGGUGUGCGAAGAAGGAGACAUCAAGAUCAUGAGGAGAAGAACCUCAGGGAGAAGGCCCAGAGGCAGCGUUAUGCCCGGGAUAGGGAUGUCCACCCCGUCCAAGGUCAGCACGGUCGCCACUCUGCUUUCCAGCGCUUUGGGGCUGAUGAAGAAUGGCCUGAAGAUGACUUUCCUGGCCAUGCUGAAUCUACGCAGCAUUUGGACGAGGGAUACAGCUCGUCGAGCGGUUUCGAGGCUUCAUAUCUGGCCGAGGAGCCCGCAACCCCGCCGCAAGUCAAGAUUGACAAGAGCAACUUGCUCCUCAUCGGUCCUACCGGUGUCGGCAAGACGUACAUAUUAGAGACUCUGAGUAAGAAGCUCAACGUGCCGUUCACGAUAGCCGAUUGCAAUUCCUUUACCCAAGCCGGUUACAUCGGACAGGACGUAGAAGCGUGCAUAGAGCGAUUGUUGAUCGAAUCGAACUACGACAUCAAAGCUACCGAACAUGGCAUCGUCGUCCUUGACGAGUUCGACAAGCUGGCCAAGAGGGAGAGCAUGAAUGGGCGAGACGUCGGUGGCGAGGGCGUGCAACAAGCCUUAUUGAAGCUGGUCGAAGGCUCCAAGGUGACGGUGAAUGUCAAGGAUAACCGCUCCUCGCGAUCCGCCUCGCCGAUUACGACCAACUACACAUCGUCGAGCUCGACGUCGGCCCCGCAAUCCACACCGCCGCAAGGCAAGGUCGAUCAAUACACCAUCGACACCACAAACAUCCUAUUUGUUUUCUGCGGCGCCUUUGUUGGUCUCGACAAGGUGGUUGUGCGAAGGGUGUCCAAGCCGUCUAUGGGGUUCGGCUCCGAGCUGCGCGCAGCACAGGGACUUGCCGGCAACAAGCACGCCAUCCCACGAGAUCUGUUUUCGCAUCUGCCACACGUCGACCCGGAAGCGCCGGCGUCGGCGUAUACGCCUCUAGAUCUCACAACUCCGGUAGAUCUACAGGCUUUCGGGUUCAUACCCGAGUUGAUCGGUCGCGUGCACAAUAUCUGUGCUCUCAGCCCAUUGUCGCUGAAUGACCUGUUCAGGAUCUUGACAGAACCCCGGAACAGCUUGGUCGCUCAGUACACUGCGCUGUUCGAGACCUACCCCUCCCGUUUAUACUUUACCAAGAAGGCAUUGUACGCCAUCGCCGAGAGAGCGGCCAAGUCGGAGACUGGGGCCCGCGGUCUCAAGAUGGAGAUGGAGAGAGUUCUUGCCGAGCCCAUAUUCGACGCUCCUAUGCCCGGCAUUUCCUCCUUCGCCAGGGCGGCUCGCCCUUCCUUCGCGGCGAACGCUACCCGCCACGCCAUCAGGCCUUCCACCUUCAGAUUCCCCGCCAGCAGCAGAUUCGCCUCUACUGCCGGUGUCGGUGAUGGAAAGAUCUACCAGGUCAUUGGUGCCGUCGUCGAUGUCAAGUUCGACACUGCCAAGCUCCCCCCCAUUCUGAACGCCCUCGAGACGACGAACAACGACCAGAAGCUGGUUCUUGAGGUCGCGCAACACUUGGGUGAGAAUGUCGUCCGUUGCAUUGCCAUGGACGGUACCGAGGGUCUCGUCCGUGGCCGCCCCGCCAAGGACACCGGCGCUCCCAUCACCAUCCCCGUCGGCCCCGAGACUCUGGGCCGUAUCAUCAACGUCACUGGUGACCCCAUUGACGAGCGUGGCCCCAUCAAGACCACCAAGACUCUCCCCAUUCACGCCGAUGCCCCCGAGUUCAUCGACCAGUCCACCACCGCCGAGAUUCUCGUCACUGGUAUCAAGGUCGUCGACCUCCUCGCCCCCUACGCUCGUGGUGGAAAGAUUGGUCUCUUCGGUGGUGCCGGUGUCGGCAAGACCGUCUUCAUUCAGGAGCUGAUCAACAACAUCGCCAAGGCCCACGGUGGUUACUCCGUCUUCACCGGUGUCGGUGAGCGUACCCGUGAGGGUAACGAUUUGUACCACGAGAUGCAGGAGACUUCCGUCAUUCAGCUUGACGGCGAGUCCAAGGUCGCCCUGGUGUUCGGUCAGAUGAACGAGCCCCCCGGUGCCCGUGCCCGUGUUGCCCUGACUGGUUUGACCAUUGCCGAGUACUUCCGUGACGAGGAGGGACAGGAUGUGUUGCUCUUCAUUGACAACAUUUUCCGUUUCACCCAGGCCGGUUCCGAGGUGUCUGCCCUUCUGGGUCGUAUCCCCUCUGCCGUCGGUUACCAGCCCACCCUCGCCGUCGACAUGGGUGGUAUGCAGGAGCGUAUUACCACCACCAAGAAGGGCUCCAUUACUUCCGUCCAGGCCGUCUACGUCCCUGCUGACGAUUUGACUGACCCUGCCCCUGCCACCACCUUCGCUCACUUGGACGCCACCACUGUCUUGUCCCGUGGUAUCUCCGAGUUGGGUAUCUACCCCGCUGUCGACCCUCUUGACUCCAAGUCUCGUAUGCUGGACCCCCGUAUUGUCGGCCAGGACCACUACGACACCGCCACCCGCGUUCAGCAGAUCCUCCAGGAGUACAAGUCCCUUCAGGAUAUCAUUGCCAUUCUGGGUAUGGACGAACUUUCUGAGGCUGACAAGCUCACCGUCGAGCGUGCCCGUAAGAUCCAGCGUUUCCUGUCCCAGCCCUUCACCGUCGCCCAGGUCUUCACUGGUAUCGAGGGUAAGCUCGUUGACCUCAAGGACACCAUUGCCUCCUUCAAGGCUAUUCUGUCCGGUGAGGGUGACUCUCUUCCCGAGGGUGCCUUCUACAUGGUUGGUGACUUUGCCUCGGCUAAGGCGAAGGGUGAGAAGAUUCUGGCGGAGUUGGAGAACAACUAA
Colletotrichum karsti is the source of this 3114-nucleotide messenger RNA. Its product is annotated as ATP synthase beta mitochondrial precursor. Bases 1 to 3114 code for a protein of 1037 amino acids. Gene Ontology annotation, molecular function: ATP hydrolysis activity; proton-transporting ATP synthase activity, rotational mechanism; ATP binding. The transcript has 8 exons. Gene Ontology annotation, biological process: proton transmembrane transport; proton motive force-driven mitochondrial ATP synthesis. The record is from RefSeq and is a predicted model, not a curated record. Lineage: Eukaryota; Fungi; Ascomycota; Sordariomycetes; Glomerellales; Glomerellaceae.